Girardinichthys multiradiatus is the source of this 1365-nucleotide messenger RNA. It is a transcript of the gene drd6b, whose product is annotated as dopamine receptor D6b. Gene Ontology annotation, cellular component: membrane. The transcript has a single exon. Gene Ontology annotation, biological process: adenylate cyclase-activating adrenergic receptor signaling pathway. NCBI's taxonomy places the organism in Eukaryota, Metazoa, Chordata, Actinopteri, Cyprinodontiformes, Goodeidae. Bases 1 to 1359 code for a protein of 452 amino acids. Gene Ontology annotation, molecular function: G protein-coupled receptor activity. The record is from RefSeq and is a predicted model, not a curated record.
AUGGAGAGCUUUUUUAACGAGAGUAAAAUCUCGGAACAUCGAGGCCACCUGACCCAGCCGCAGGUGGAGGCUGCGGGAGAGGACAGACAUGGACCGAACCGGGAUCUCAGCCUCCGCGCACUGACCGGGUGUGUCCUGUGCGUCCUGAUCGUCUCCACUCUGUUGGGCAACACGCUAGUCUGCGCCGCAGUCAUUAAGUUCCGCCACCUGCGCUCCAAAGUAACCAACUCGUUCGUGGUGUCGCUGGCUGUGUCCGACCUGUUCGUGGCCGUGCUGGUGAUGCCGUGGCGGGCGGUCUCCGAGGUGGCCGGGUUCUGGUUCUUCGGCCACUUUUGCGACACCUGGGUGGCUUUUGACAUCAUGUGCUCCACCGCAUCCAUCCUCAACCUGUGCAUAAUCAGCAUGGACCGCUACUGGGCAAUCUCCAACCCGUUCAGGUACGAGCGCAGGAUGACGCGCAGGUUCGCCUUCCUGAUGAUUGGCGUCGCCUGGACGCUCUCCAUCCUAAUCUCCUUCAUCCCUGUACAGCUCAGCUGGCACCGCGCGGAUAAUUCCACCCGGACCAGCCCAGGUGACUGCAACGCGAGCCUGAACCGGACCUAUGCCAUCUCCUCAUCCCUCAUCAGUUUCUACAUCCCUGUGGUCAUCAUGGUGGGCACGUACACGCGCAUUUUCCGCAUCGCACAGACCCAGAUAAGACGGAUCUCUUCUUUGGAAAAGGCUCCAGGACCCCGUGCGCAGAGGCUUUCCACCUUGACGCACAACGAAAGCACACUGAAAACGACCUUUAAACGGGAAACUAAGGUUUUAAAGACACUGUCCAUCAUCAUGGGGGUCUUUGUGUUUUGCUGGCUACCGUUCUUCGUCCUAAACUGCGUGGUGCCGUUCUGCAACCUGGACCAGCCUGGAGCUCCGCCGUGCGUCAGCGACAGCACUUUUAGCAUCUUCGUAUGGUUCGGCUGGGCCAACUCGUCCCUAAACCCGGUGAUUUACGCCUUCAAUGCGGACUUCAGAAGGGCCUUUUCCACCAUCCUUGGCUGCAACAGAUGCUGCUCCACAUCUGCAGUGGAGACGGUGAACUUCAGCAACGAGCUGGUGUCCUAUCACCACGACACCACGCUGCAGAAAGAACUGGUGGCUGGCCCCGGCGCACAGAGAAUCAUCCCGGCGCACACAGCGGAGGAGCUUGAGCAGAACUUUGACAAACUUUCCGAAGAUCCCCGAAACCAUCGGAAUCUGCUGCUCCCUGCCAUCCUGCAGUUUGAAUGUGAGCAGGAGAUCUCUUUAGACAUGAUGCCUUUUAAUUCCUCCGAGCACAUUGACUGCUGUGGUAUCCCUGGUCAGACCCAGGACCUCUGAGUAUCC